AUGAGAAAUCAAGAGAAAGCAAUAGAGCGCGUCGCCUCGCGCCGAGCGGACUCUUCCCACGCUCUUCACAUUGCACGCUCGCCCUGCUUCAACAAACCCAGAAGGACAGCUCGAGAGACUCGGUCUGGUCUCACCACUCAGUCUUUGACAGACACCACUCGCCCUGCCGGCAUCAACUCUCUUUACCACCCCGUCUCGACCGAAAGACGACACGGGCCCAGCGCUCCUAUCACAAACGAUCUCAUCGCUAUCGCUUCACUUGUUUCCUUUGCAACGCUGGCGUUGGCAUCUACGAGCCGGACUAGUCUCUUCGAGCUCUCGGCCCGGGACAUCGCUCUUGGUCUCAACCCGUCGACGUCUGUCGCUGCCGAACUUGAGAAACGCGAUGCUGCCGUCAAUGUCGCUGCCGAAUUGGUCUCGCGCGACCUGGCUGGCGAAGUCGAAGCGUCUACUUCCGAGCUAGAGAAGCGCGCGCGUCACCAUCACAGACAUGCGAACCAUCAUCACCACCGCCACCAUCGCAAUCACAGACAUCAUCACCGUCGCCCGCAGCACAAGUCACACCAUCGCCACCACCACCAUCAUCAACACCACCAUCACCCUGCACCGCACAAAUGCCACAACUGCCAAACCAGCGUCAAGCACGCGGAACCAUACUGCCAUCAUGGCAAAUGCUCCUUCACCUGCAAGACUGGCUACUACAAGAAGAACGGCCAGUGCCACAAGGGCGAUGACAAAUGCGACAAGGCUUGCAAGCCCAUCACCAACGGCGCGAGCAAGUGCAGCAAGAAGAAUGGCUGCACCUACUAUUGCGAUACUGCCAAUGGCUUCUCGCUCCACAAGACGAGCACUGGCUAUACGUGCUACAACACGAUGACCGAUCCCACUCACUGUGGCAAUCCGCCCAAAGUGUGCCAACAGGCCUACAUGUACAAGGGUGAGCCGACAUGCACCAACGGCAUGUGUGGCGUGCUCUGUUCGAACGGCAAGAUGGCCACAGAGAGAAAUGGUGUUUUCUACUGCCCUUAG
Messenger RNA from Mixia osmundae IAM 14324, 1029 nucleotides. RefSeq lists its product as uncharacterized. The transcript is spliced from 4 exons. The record is from RefSeq and is a predicted model, not a curated record. NCBI's taxonomy places the organism in Eukaryota, Fungi, Basidiomycota, Mixiomycetes, Mixiales, Mixiaceae. The coding region runs from base 1 to 1029 and encodes 342 amino acids.